AUGGAAAGUACAUGCAGGAAUUGUGGAAAGAAAGGUCACUGGAGAGCUGAAUGUCCUGAUCGACAGCGCAAUGCAACCUCCAGUGGAACACCCAGCACGUCAGCCGCAAUGACAGCCGAAGCAGUGUCCCUCGAUGGUGAGCCCUACGCUAUGCCGAUGGAGUUUAUCCAACUGACUGAUGUCCGUCCCGCCAAGCCUGUUCUGAUGCAGCCGAAUCGUGAUGCAGCCGCUGAUGAGGUGGCAUUUUUCACAGCUCACGGCGCUCUAGGCAUCUUAGACACUGGUGCCACAAAGUCCGUGAUUGGAAGUAGACAUUUGCCUGCCCUGAUUGAGAGCUUUCCAAAGGAGGUGCAACGUCAAUUAACCAUGGCCACCAGCCGGUCCAGCCGCUUAGAUCGAGUGUUGGCUCAGGGAAGCACGGACAGUGUGGAAACCUUCCGCCAACUGAGCCUCGAAGAGAUGGGUGGGCACAAAGUGACGUUUGGAAAGUCCCACAUCGGGAAGACCUAUGCCGAGAUGUGGAGAGACGAAAAGGGGUGGAUUCGCUGGUUCUCCAAGACGUACGGAGACAGUCAGAAGGACGAACAUCGAAAGAUGUUGGCCUAUGUGGAAGCCAUGGUAGCACAGCACGAGGAGAUCUACGAGAUGGCGCCACUCCAGGAAGGUGCACAAGAAGUGAUCCGUCCGUGUCCAAAAGUCCAGCCCAAGAGCAAAGCCGCCCCGAUGCCAGCAAUGAUGACUGCCGCGACAGAGGUCAUGACAGAGAUGGACGAUCCAUGGGAUGUCAUGGACACCAUGACUCAAGCGGCCAUCAUGAACGGCCCACAACAGGAGAUGAUCGAUGCUCUGCAAAGCCGGGUGCUAAACAUGGAGAACGUGAUGGGGGAGCGAGAGUCCUCGGUGCAGCGCCGGGCUGCUGCUGCUGUGAAUGCGGCUGCUGCGGCAGAAUGCGCCGAUGAGAUGAUGCAGCGGAUGCUGGAUGAAGCAACUGGGUCUGGCCAUGGGGAUGAGGGGCAAAAAGCUUUAGAACCCAAUACCAAUAGAAGUAGUGGGGGAAUGCUGGAUGCUCUAGGACUGGUCUUGUACAGAUUUCAGUGCAUUCACCAGCGUCAUUUGCAUUGGGAGCAACCAGCCCGAUCCUUGAUGCUCAAGAUGCCGUAUUUGUAUGAGAUUUCCCAGGGCACCUAUGCAGCACAGUUUGACAUGUGUAAAGUUGGCGAACUCAAGGUCCUCACGAAGGUCAAGAACAUGAAAGAACUUCCAGUGCUUUGCUGGGAUGAAACUGCAUACGCCCUGCAGGGAAUCAAGCGAAAUGCCGACUCCAAGCGCUUCAGCCAGCCAAGCAGAGCCAAGAACCGAAAUUCAGGACCAGCUCGCGUGAUCAAACAAGAUGAUGCAUCAACGGUGUUCUGCAACAAUGCCGGUUCCAUCAUCAGAGCAGCUCCUGAGCACAUUCAUGUUGCAGAAGACGAGUUGCUAUGCGAUUUGCUCCUGUGCAGUGAUGAUGACAACCUGAUCGACAACGCUCCCAAUGGGGAAGAAAUCGUCUGGCCGACAUACUUGGAUUUCAGGUUGCUAGGCUUCAUAGCCUUGGACGCCAUUUUGGCGAACACCUUGAGACUUCCACUGGCUGCUUGGAAAAGACUGCAGGACCUGCUGGUGGUGCGCGAGGGCUUCACCAGCAGCGAGUACGACAGCUACGUGGAACUCUUCAACCAUUUGGAUCCCAAGAAGAGCGGCGAGAUCUCGGAUGAGUCCUGGAUCGAAUGGUAA
This is a messenger RNA of Cladocopium goreaui, 1773 nucleotides long. NCBI's taxonomy places the organism in Eukaryota, Dinophyceae, Suessiales, Symbiodiniaceae. The record is from the annotation of a GenBank genome assembly.